AUGACUACCAGGAGAUCAGAGGAGAAUCUUAUAUCUUCAGAUUAUAAAGCAGAUGAUGAUAUCACACAAGAUACAUAUGAAGAACAUUCCAUUAUCCCAGAUACACCCUCAGCCCUUCACAGCCAAGAUCUGUCAUCUCAUCCUUAUAUACAGGUCCUGUCUUCUCAGUCAUCACAGGAUGUUCAGCAAAAUAAAAGUCACAGAAGGGGUGUUGGACAUAAACAAGCUCAUUCAGGAAAUAAACCAUUUUCAUGUUCAGAAUGUGGGAAAUGUUUUACUUCUAAAUCAAGUCUUGUUAAACAUAAACAAACUCACACAGGGGAGAAACUAUAUUCAUGUUCAGAAUGUGGGAAAUGUUUUACUCGGAAAUCAACUUUUGUUAAUCAUCAAAGAACUCACACAGGGGAGAAGCCAUUUUCAUGUGCAGAAUGUGGGAAAUGUUUUACUGAGAAAUCAAGUCUUGUUAAGCAUAAAAGAACUCACACAGGAGAGAAGCCAUUUUCAUGUUCAAAAUGUGGGAAAUGUUUUACUGAGAAAUCAAGUCUUUUUAAACAUAAAAGAACUCACACAGGGGAGAAGCCGUUUUCAUGUUCAGAAUGUGGGAAAGGGUGUGUUCAAAAAUCAGAUCUUGUUAAACAUCAAAGAACUCACACAGGAGAGAAGCCAUUUUCAUGUUCAAAAUGUGGGAAAUGUUUUACUCAGCAUUCACAUCUUGUUCAACAUCAAAGAACUCACACAGGAAAGAAACCAUAUUCAUGCUCAGAAUGUGGGAAAUCUUUUACUCAGAAAUUAGAUCUUGUUAGACAUAAAAGAACUCACACAGGGGAGAAUCCAUUUUCAUGUGCAGAAUGUGGGAAAUGUUUUACUCGGAAAUCACAUCUUGUUGUACAUCAGAGAACUCAUACAGGAGAGAAGCCAUUUUCAUGUUCAGAAUGUGGGAAAUGUUUUGCUCAGAAAUUAGAUCUUGUUAGACAUAAAAGAACUCACACAGGGGAGAAGCCAUUUUCAUGUGCAGAAUGUGGGAAAUGUUUUACUGAUAAAUCAAGUCUUGUUCAACAUCAAAGAAAUCACACAGGGGAGAAGCCAUUUUCAUGCUCAGAAUGUGGGAAAUGUUUUACUCGGAAAUCACAUAUUGUUGUACAUCAAAGAACUCACACAGGAGAGAAGCCAUUUUCAUGUUCAGAAUGUGGGAAAUGUUUUGCUCAGAAACCAGAUCUUAUUAAACAUCAAAGAACUCACACAGGAGAGAAGCCAUUUUCAUGUUCAGAAUGUGGGAAAUGUUUUGCUCAGAAAGCAAAUAUUGUUAAACAUCAAAGAACUCACACAGGAGAGAAGCCAAUUCAGAGCAAAAAGAAGCCAUUUUCAUGUUCAGAAUGUGGGAAAUCUUUUACUUCUAAAUCACAUCUAGUUGAACAUCAGAGAACUCACACAGGGGAGAAGCCAUUUGCAUGUGCAGAAUGUGGAAAAUAUUUCACUCAGAAAUCAUAUCUUGUUGAACAUCAAAGAACUCACACAGGGGAGAAGCCAUUUUCAUGUCCAGAAUGUGGGAAAUGUUUUCCUUUUAAAUCAGGUCUUGUUGUACAUCAAAGAACUCACACGGGAGAGAAGCCAUUUUCAUGUCCAGAAUGUGGGAAAUGUUUUACUAAUCAAUCAAGUCUUAUUCAACAUCAAAGAACUCACACAGGAGAGAAGCCAUUUUCAUGUCCAGAAUGUGGGAAAUGUUUUGCUCAGAAAUCAGAUCUUUUUAAACAUCAAAGAACUCACACAGGGGAGAAGCCAUUUUCAUGUGCAGAAUGUGCGAAAUGUUUUACUGAUAAAUCAACUCUUAUUCAUCAUGAAAGAACACACAUAGGGGAGAAGCCAUUUUCAUGUGCAGAAUGUGGGAAAUGUUUUACUUUGAAAUCAAAUCUUGUUCAACAUCAAAGAACUCACACAGGAGAGAAGCCAUUUUCAUGUGCAGAAUGUGGGAAAUGUUAUUCUGGGAAAUCACAUCUUGUUAAACAUAAAAGAACUCACACAUCUAUAUAUUAACCAUGUACAUAGGAUAGUUGACACUAAUACAUACUCAUAUAUUUAUACAAUAUAUGCUUCAUCUCCAAACUUGUUAUCAAUUUUUAAGAAGUUUUCUUUCUUAUAUGAUUUAUUAUUCUUAUAUUCAUCUCCGCACACUGGACUUAUAAUAAAUGUAAUAUUGUCCCUGACGUUGUAUAUAGGGAAUGUAACGUGUCAGUGUUGUCCCCGCCCCCUUCUCAUUAUGAUUAUAGAGACUUUAAUUCAAGGCAUCAGACAGGAUCCGCGCGUCUCCCUUGAAGAUCGUCUCUUCUGAACAUAAGACGCUGCAGAUACUUUUAUUUAUCACAAACCCUAGACCAG
Molecule: messenger RNA, 2373 nt
Organism: Hyla sarda
Lineage: Eukaryota; Metazoa; Chordata; Amphibia; Anura; Hylidae
Product: oocyte zinc finger protein XlCOF6-like
Exons: 4
Coding region: 1-2031 (676 amino acids)
Biological process (GO): negative regulation of transcription by RNA polymerase II
Molecular function (GO): DNA-binding transcription repressor activity, RNA polymerase II-specific
Source: RefSeq, a predicted model, not a curated record